AAGCAGCGAACGUUGUUUUAUUAUAAUAUUUAGGAGCGUAAAAGUCUGGCUGUGUCAAAUGAUCAAUAUAUAUAUUUUACAGCAAAAGGCCUAAACGUUCUUAAAUCGAUUUAUUAUAUGUAAUCAAGUGUUUGAAAAAGUAUUGUUCUAUAUAACUAUCAUUUCAAAAGUGACAGGUACAACACGUAUAUACGAGUUACAAAAGUCUAUAUUCAGAAUAGGAUCACAUUUUACUUAGUCCUAAAACACCGGUGCACAAUGAACUUUAAUGCUUUAAAUUUGUUGUUCUAUACGUUUGUAGUGCAUGCUAUUGUUCCAGACAAUCCAAAUGAAAUUACAACGUUGGUCGAAUUGCCUAAAAAAUACAGGGAGUUUAAUUUCAUAGUAAACGAAUUUCAAAUUAAUCAUAAUCUUGAAGAAGCAGGAAAAAUUAUUGUUCAAGAUGAAUUCAAUGUUUUCCGGAAUGUACCUACACAAUUUGUCACUUUUGAAAUCGAGUUACUUUUUAUAUUACAGCAAAUGGCCUACGCGUUUAACGAAAGAAAUGAAGCUAAAUUCAAGGACUUUAUAGGAACGGUUUGUACAAUGCUCCCGAGAUGUUUGAAUUUUACCUAUAUUGGUGUCUUCUUGAGUUCAAUAACAAUUAUGUUGAGCGAACUUCAUAUCAUUCUUUGUCACGAAUUACCGACGUAUUAUACAAAAUAUGAAAAUGCAACCGCGGAUACAGAAAAAAAACAUAUCCAUGAGAAAAUGGAAAGAAUUUUAACACCUCUAAAUUCAAUGAUUGAGAGUAAAACAAAAGUUGAGGAAAGCUCAAUCCCGAAUGACCAAGAUUACGAGGAACAGAGUAUGGGUUUUAUUAUAAUAGUUUACGAGAUCCUGGGUUAUAAUAAUAUGAUACCAUAUAUGGAUAUGAUUCACGGCUUAGAAGAGAAAGAUAUUUUUGAAAGUUAUUCGCAAACUAACAAAAUGCAAUUUAAGGUCACUGAAAUUAGGACCGGAGGCAAUGAAAUUCAACAAAAUUCUGAUAAACCAAUACAUUUUCAGGAAAUCAACAAUGAUUAUGCAAAAAAUCUUCAAAAAGAAGAAUGCGGUUUUAUACAAUUUGUUGACGAUUAUUCGACAGCCGAAGCUAUGGAAAAAUUACUGUUGCUUACCCUUAGGAGACUCCAACAGCAUUGUACAAAUUCUAUGCUAAACGAUAAUAUAGAUGAUAACGAUAAUAUAGAUGAAAACGAAAAUAUAGAUGAUAACGAUAAUAUAGAUGAUAACGAUGAUAUCGACUCUAACGAUGAUAUCGACUCUAACGAUGAUAAAGAUGAUAGCGGUCAUAUAGAGGAACUUCCAACUGAAACCGAAAAUAACCAGAAGACGAAGUAUAUUAUGGACAUGUUACAAGGUAUAUGUCAAAAUAUCCCAUUAAUUAUCAUGUAUUUAAAAGAAAUAACUUUAAAUAAAGUUAAUAAGUUUAACGACGACUCGAUAAUAUUUAGCAUGUAUUUGGCGUUCUGUGGCGACUACAAGGGAUACAUUGAUAUCUGUUGCAAUAAUCCAUUUCCCGGCACUGAAGCUUUGAUAAAGGUUUUUAACCCCAAAUUGGAAAAUUGUGAAACCGAGUCGAUGAUCAACAUUUGGAGUUGGAAUUUAUUUAAAUUAACCAAUGAGGUACCGAAAAAGACAAAUGAAAAUUUUGUAAAUAAUGAACUCUGUACAAAGUUGUACUUAAAUUAUUUAACGGANGUGGUAUAUAGACGGAACAGAAUUAUUUUACAAAUAUCUCGAUUUACCUUUAUACACCGAUACAGACGCACAGAAUGAACCCCAACCAACUAAUCGCAUGGUCUCUCUCAUUUCCAUAAUAAAAAUUGUAGACAACAGCGUUAGUAUAAAUGUCGACGAAUUUAUUCCCUCGGAUGAACAAAAAGACUUUUCGCAGUGGUCCGAAACAAAAUUAUCCGACAUCGACGACGGAUACGAACAAUUUAAUAAUGCUAUAAAUACGAAUUGCAUGGACGCUAUGAAAUACAUGAGUACUUUUUUUUCAAUCGCAAAGAAGUCUAUGGACAUAAAGUUCGAAUUCCAUUCCGCUGCAACUAUGUACUCACUGCACUGUCCGCAAAAUAUAUUUUCUAUACCUUAGAGCGCAUUGGACUUAGAUAUAAUAGAAUCGUGAGUGUCAAUGUAAUGUUUCAUUUUAUGCAAUAAGCAUUAAUUUGUAAUACUACAUAUUUCGAUACAUAUUAUUAAUAUUAAAACCAUUAUUUUAACGUCGUGUUAAUCGAGUGCAUCUCAACCCUCUUUUAUUGCAAUUAUAAUUAAAUAAACUUAAUUAACAAUCUGCUUAUAAAUAUAUAUAUUUUAAUAGGCAAAGUCAAAAGAUACAUUGUACCUUUGUAAACGACUAAAAAAUAUUAAGAUAUAUAUUUUUUUUUUCAUAACUAAAUAUGUAGUAAUAAAAUAUUUGUGGUUUAUAGCUUUAAUUAUAUAAAUUUACAUUUAAUUUUAUGUCUGUUUUUCGAUUAUAAGAAUAAAAAAGAUUAACUUUAAAAAAAAAUGUUUAUUAAAUUACUAUCGUAUAGCUACACUAUCUCAUUUUGAAAUAAUAUAAUAUCCAUUAACUAUUUUCUUUAAAAUAUUGUAAUAGUAUUAAUU
Molecule: messenger RNA, 2652 nt
Organism: Cinara cedri
Lineage: Eukaryota; Metazoa; Arthropoda; Insecta; Hemiptera; Aphididae
Source: the annotation of a GenBank genome assembly